UUCAGCUGGACCGCAGAUCAUGAGCGCAAACUCUUGUUGCUGACCAUGGGACGCACCAUCACCACGGACGACUAUCACAAGCUCGUUGAUGCCUUGCCUCCCGGCACCAACUGGAACGCGAUUCGCCAACGUUUCGUCAAGAUGCGCAAGGAGCAGCGUGCAUGUAUGGAGGAGCUCGGCUGGACACUACCCGAUGGUGCCACUGAGACUCCUACUAAGACACCUACCAAGUCCCCAAAGAAGCGUACUGCUGCCGCUGAGAAGAGCGAUGAGGGUGGUGAUGCUGAGGCCGAAUCCCCCACCAAGAAGCCGCGCGCUCGCAAGCCUAAG
Alternaria alternata is the source of this 330-nucleotide messenger RNA. RefSeq lists its product as hypothetical. The transcript is spliced from 3 exons. Lineage: Eukaryota; Fungi; Ascomycota; Dothideomycetes; Pleosporales; Pleosporaceae. The annotation marks the transcript as partial. The record is from RefSeq and is a predicted model, not a curated record.